GCCGAAGGAGAGUUACAAAAAGAGUCUUAUUCGUUCCGCAGUACGUCCUAAGCCGUGUACUGUCUUUCACACGUUACAAGUAGAAAAUGGUGGAAAAUCACCGGGCACGGUACGACUGCUCCCCCACUUUCGGUCAAUCUGGAAGCCUUGACGCUUACUAGGCAUCACAUUUGAAUGCUGUGAGCCUUUUCUCCACUUUAGUCGAGAUCGGCUCACGUAAGCUCUUUACAGCCGUAGUGGCUGGACAUCUCAGCGUUCUCCCCAGAAAAAGGUAGUUUGCGCAAACCUAGGAAUCCCAUUUUAUAGUGUGUAAUAGGGAGUCGACCUUCAGUUGUUAUCGGUUUGAUAUUGCACGCCAUGAGUACAUAAGGGAAAGGAAAGGUUUUACCCCAAUUUCAUGAGGGUCGCCGAGCAACUUAGAGACUCCGUCCUUAUCGGUAUCAAUCGGUUGCUCCACUGUACGGUCGACAUCUUAGGUGGUGCAUUUUCCCUUAUCUCUAGAGCGCGGAUAUCGUACUCGGCAAGUCCAGGUGUACAGAAACAUACUUUUGCGCAGAAAAAGUCACGAACACGACUCACUCGGCUCCCCCAUCCCGCCGCAGCUAACGGGACUGUGUCACUUUAUGUCCUCUGUGAAGUGACCGUGGUGGAAUGCGUGGCGUGCGUUUCCCUCGCAGGUCCACCAGGAGGGAACUGUUCGUCAAACGACGUCCGCUGAAGAGACUCUGAUGCACGCUCAAAAGUGGCAAAUCUGGUACCUGCAUGCGAACUCGCUGCUUCAGUCCCUGUGACGGCUGUCGUUGUCCGUUUGACGCAUGUGAACAGUUUCCUCGCUGUAGUGAAUUCCGCCCGUUUGCCUAGGGUCCAGAUCCCCAAUACCCCUCCAGGAAGCUCUCUGAAUAUUUAUUUAUCUUUAUAUCUGUACAUGAGUUUAUGCACAGGCUAUCGCGCGGCGCUUCCUGCUUUUCCACGCCGGGGUCCCGAGAGCCGUUUACAGUGUUGGUAUUGCAGGGUUUCUCGUUUUUGUCUCAACCGCGUUUCUCUCGGGGGACUCGCUAGCGAGGUGGUCCCGUGCCAGUGUACGGGAAGAAGAGCUCAGUUUCUCUGGAUUUUUAGUUUUGAAACGUCACUGGCACGUGAAUCACUGAUAGGAAUUAUCUGUAUCUUACUUUUCGGCAACAGAAACCCUGGGCGUUGUGGUUCGCCGGCAGCUCUCGUGCCACGCGCGACGCAUCGAAGCUCCAGAACAGAGGCCAGUCUUCAGACAGCUUCGCGGCCGGCCAUUCCGCGCGCGGGUUGUCUGGUUGCUGUUCGCCACGGACUGUUCGAGCCAUUUGCGUUGCUCACCGUUGCGACGUUCCUGUCAUUCUUAUUCCUUUUGUUGGACUUUCUUCCGGCCUUCAAGUUCUACAUAGGAAGCUCCGUGCCACCGUGUUUCUCGGCGGUGUCUGCUCCUCCCGAAGACGGCGGCGCGGCCGAGUUGCGCAGCGCCGUUUGUUCCUUUUUCCCGAGGCAUUUCUGCCUUUCCACGAAUCUCGAGGUUGAUGGAAGUUUAUGCAGAUAACGAAAAGUCACUCGACUCAAAAGUUCUCAGAAAACUACGCUUCUUCACACGUCCUCGUCUCGAAGCUUCGCGGCCGACCAACAAGCGCGAGCGCAGUGGCGGUGCAAGUCGACUCGGACAGCUCUCUUUACGCGAGAAUCAGGUGUUUCUUUCUGUGUUCUCGGUGGCAGACAAACAGGAGGGUUUUGUUAAACGGGAAGUCGACUCGGAAGAACGUUGUUAGCGGUAGUUUCAGAAAACACCCGACGAAAUCCUGCAGGGAAACGGGCGUGGAGAGUCGAGGAAGUCUGCUCGCGGCAGCUCCGCUGAGACAACCCGGACGAUUCUAAAGAAGAAGCUGCGUCACGAGUGCAACUCCCUUUUCCCCAACAUACAUCGAACAAUUCGUGACCUCGCGUCUUCACCGUGUUUUUCCCUCUUCAUUUGCCGGGAAUCUCCGGAAAGCGGCCCGCUCUCCUGUGUGGAGUUCUGUCUUUCGAGCUGCGCGUAUAUGUGCAAAGUCUUCGGCGCGUCACAUAGCGCGGAGAGUGAAGAGAAAAACUCUUUGAUCUUCAUCGAUUUUCGUCUUUGAAAAGUCACCGGAAGCCGGGGCAAAAGACGAAGAGAAACGCUCGCAGGUGACCCAUCGCGGGAAUCCAAGCUUCGCUCUCUCGCGUGCGUUGAGACAAGCGCGCGCCUAGUGUUGACUGUGACACGCGCUUCUCACAAUCGCUAUUUUCUUUUUCUCCUUUCACCGCGACUUUUUUCCAAAAUUCCAUGCUGACUGUCGGCACGGAAGAGAACCAGAAAAUAACCUCUGUCGCAGGCGGUUUACCGGGAUACCCCUGGAGCUCUUUUCGAAGGCACCCAGACACGCGGCCUCCGUCAACUGCGGCCGUCGCUGGAAUUUUUUUUUCUCUCACUUGUCUCCUUGCGUUCCGCGAGAGAGGAGGCAAACCGUGUUUUCCAUUUUCGAAAAAAUAAUUUGUUUGCCCCUUUUAUUUGGAAAGGUCGAUACCCCAGAGGAGCCCCAGUUCCGGUAGCGGUCUACCUGUUGCAGCAUAUCUGUUGGUGAGUUUGGCAAUAACUUUGGCGCCCAUCUGUCGUUGAGUUGCCUCUCGGACGGAUCUUCAAAGAAGACACAAAAGACAGAAGUCGAACGACGAAACGUGUUGAACAAGCUGCUGGCUCCCCCGUAAAAAGCGGCGGCCAACGAUUGCACUCUUGUCUACGAGCAAAGUCAGUUCCGGGAACUGGAGGCGUUUUCUCUGAAUACUUGCCUUCCUGUCGUGUGUGUCAUUCUGGAUCUAAUAAAAGAGUGAAAAAUCGGGAUAUUUCGGGAAGGCCCCAGUCUUGACGUUUACGCAGGUGAACCCCUUGUUUUCCACCAAAAUGGAAGAGCUCUCUCACGCCUCUCUGCCGCGGUUCGUGGCUGCGGCCGAGACAAAGGGAGACAAAGAAGUUACGGGAAAAGAUCGAUUCUUUGUGGGCAGAGCAGAACAUAGCCCAAGAGACACUGACUUUGAAAAUGCAGUGGGUAACCAGCUCCUGGCAGGGACGCGUCUGGCGCAGUCGUCGGGGGCCUGCUACGUGAAAAUGCUAAUUAGCAACCAACUCGCGGGAAUGAUAAUUGGCAACACCGGACAGGAAAUCAAGCACCUCAAACAGGUCACCGGCGCGAAAAUCGUCCUUUCUCCCCACGGCAUGUACUUCCCCGGGACGACAGAACGGCUGGUGGCGGCAGAAGGCACGGAGCGCGCUGUGUUUCAAGUUGUCGACUGGAUCAUCGAUCGCAUGGACGAGCUGGCGCAGAUGCCCUCUCAACCUUCCACCGAGGAUCUGCUACGGUCGACAACGUCUUUGAGCAGCGGCUCCGGCGGCUCGCUGUCCCGAACUCUCGCCUGCAAGAUUUGCGUUCCGCGUGCGGUGAUUGGAAGUUUGAUUGGCAAGAAAGGCGGGUACAUCCAGUCUGUUCGCCUUGCGACAGAAGCCAACAUUAAUAUUUCUCCACUGUUUGUGACCGCAGACGAAGCGUGUGCCGAGCGGGUUGUCACGGUUGAAUCUCCCCGGAAGCAGAGUCUGAGGACGGCGGUCUUCACCCUCGCAAGGAAAAUCAACACGCACCCCGAAAAGGCGACUUGCAAACACGUCUGCUACUACCGGAAGCUGAGCUUCGAGGCGCCGCCGGGGGUCGCGGAGCGCGCACACAGACAGUCACGGUCGCGGAAUCAGAGUCAACAAAGCCUUCCGAGGAGAGCGCUCUUCGACGACGCUUCGCCUGAGGCGGCUCUGAACGGGAACGACGCAGCGGAGCUCCUGUGCACUUCAACCUCAUCGGCAUGUAGCGCGAACCCGCGGACCUCUCGCAGCUCGCUGUCGAAGAUCGGAGGCGGCGGCAGCGCGCUUCCCGCCCACGACGAGUUCAGCGCCUUCGAGGCCUUCUCGGCAGCUCACUCCCGCCAGUCUUCCCGUCUCGUGUUCAGAACCGCCGAGAGCCUCAAGGCCCUCACUCAGCAUCAGUCCCAGCCGUCCCUGGAUGCGUCCACGGGCGUCGACAGCGGCAGCGAUGAAGGUGCGGGUUACCCAGCUCGGGGAGAGCAUCAUCUUCGUCACCCUGUGACGGGUCUCUGCGACUCCCGCGCAGAGUUUCUGAACCCCAAAGUCUCCACAGUCGUUGUUCGACGCAGCGACCUGGGCGCUGUAGGUGCGCCUGUCCGCACUGCGGGUUCUGCAGAUGCCGCGGCGACUCUCCAGCUCUACCUGAAGCAGUCUGCGUCUCUAGGCGGGGAAAGAGCACACGGCCCUGAUGUCGUGGGAGACGGCGAAGCAGCGAACUUGGACACAUGCCACGACACUCCCUCGACUGUGUGCAGCACCGCGGCAGGAAGCAUGGCUCGGCUGGCGAGCAUUCUGCAGUGCAUUCAGGAAGAGUCGGAGCAGCACGAGUGGAGGAACUUGGGAGGCUCAGAUGCCCCACGAAAGGGAAGCGGCGGGUCCGGCAAGGCCUCCGGGUCGUCGACUUUGGACGCAAGCGCUCCUGAAUUUUUCCCGCUGAGGCCACGAUCUGAGGAAGUGCUUGUAGAAGCCAGAAAAAGCGUCGCGAAUGGCGUGGGGAGGGCUGCUGGGAGCGUCAGGGAAGUUGCUGCAGUUGCUCUCGGCGGCGGGCUGAGCGCGGAGCUGUCCCAUAGACGGCUCCUGGAGCAUCCCGUGCACAAGCUGCGGGAAGGGAAGGCCGAGGAAUGCCUGGAAGGGACGAAACAGUUGAGCACUGCCAUCGCAAAGGUCGAGUCGGAGAGAGACGCAGAGGUGAACGCAUCACGGCAGCCACCGGUGAACAGCCAAACGAAAGGUCCGGAAGGAACGAAUUCCGAGAAAUCAAUGGAGGCGGAUAAACAUAGCGAAGCUGCCCAGCCGGAGAUCGCGGGGAUCGGUGCACUCUUCGAUGAAGGCUUUUUGACGUUCAUGAAGAUGUGGACUCUUGCCAUCGUCUUGGGAUUCGUCGCGUAUCUCGCGGCGAAAUGUUUUUUCGUCGAAGCGUGACAGUGGGACUUGGAGACCGAGUGGAGACGUCUCCAGACCUGCGUCACCGCGUAGAGUUCGCUCCUGUGUCUGCAGGAGAAGCUGUGGAAAGGAAUCCAUUUUGUUUUCCGUGAAUGAAGAAGUCCAGUACCGCGUUCUGGUGAAUAGACUCAUAUGAUGCGCUACUUCGUGAACAUUUACCUGUAGACAUACACUCUGGACGUGUAUAUGUGUUUUUGGCUUCCGAAAAAGUAUCGAAAUGAGAGAAUGUGCGUGAUAUGUCUGGGUCAGGUCCUCUGCGCGGAACCUGUUCGUAUUUUAGCGGACUCAGGACCCGCCGCGGAAGGGACAUUUAAAACCGUUGUCUGGGACCGUGUGAGGAAAAGUUUGCAAGAAAGGUGUUCUCUGCCUUGUGUGGACCGUGUGGUUUUCGCGUGAGUGAGAAUCAGUUUUGUUUCUAUCGAACAACUGAGACUGUACCUUUACCACGGUUCUCUCACUUAUUUUCCUGUCACA
Molecule: messenger RNA, 5578 nt
Organism: Toxoplasma gondii ME49
Lineage: Eukaryota; Apicomplexa; Conoidasida; Eucoccidiorida; Sarcocystidae
Exons: 2
Coding region: 2936-5083 (715 amino acids)
Biological process (GO): regulation of gene expression
Cellular component (GO): cytoplasm; nucleus
Molecular function (GO): mRNA binding
Source: RefSeq, a predicted model, not a curated record